Molecule: messenger RNA, 678 nt
Organism: Bolinopsis microptera
Lineage: Eukaryota; Metazoa; Ctenophora; Tentaculata; Lobata; Bolinopsidae
Product: ras-related protein Rab-9B-like
Exons: 3
Coding region: 24-653 (209 amino acids)
Biological process (GO): retrograde transport, endosome to Golgi
Cellular component (GO): late endosome; lysosome; phagocytic vesicle
Molecular function (GO): GTP binding; GTPase activity
Source: RefSeq, a predicted model, not a curated record
UUUCAACAAAGGGUAAAUACUACAUGAGUUAUGGUAAUAAGGAAGUUUUGAAGGUAAUACUACUUGGAAAUGGGGGUGUUGGAAAAUCCUCGUUGAUGCGAAGAUAUGUCAACAAUAUAUUCGAGGAAAAGACUUUACAUACCAUUGGGGUAGAAUUCCUGAACAAGACUGUUGAUUUUAACAAUAAGACCUUCACAUUGCAGAUAUGGGACACUGGAGGCCAGGAGAGAUUCAAAAGUUUACGAACACCGUUCUACAGAGGAUCUGACAUCUGUAUUUUGGUUUUCGAUUUGAGUGACAGAGAAAGUUUUGUAGAAAUCGAUUACUGGUUGGAAGAGUUCAGAAAAUAUGCAGAACUGGACAGUGAAGACAACAGUUUCCCGUUUUUGUUGCUCGGCAACAAAGCAGAUCUCCCAUCGCGAGGGAUGGAAAAUAAUGAAAUCUACACCUGGUGCAAAAAUAACGGAGACAUGUCAUUUAUUGAGGCAUCUGCUAAAUUGGACCUUAAUGUUGAGACGGGUUUUAUGAUGAUGGUAGAGAAAGCUAUUGAAUAUGAGCACCAUCAACGUCGAAAUAAUACUGGACAGUUUAAGGAUACAAUAAAACUGGAAAAAGGCACUAAGGUGGAGAAGAAAAAAUGUUGUGCGAAAUAGCUUUUUGUGGCCUUGACAAUAAUUA